AUGGCGAAGCUUACUGGACUGCUGGUAGCCCCUGGGGGCCUUGUGACCCUCAGAGGGCACAGCCACUCCAGUGGAAUGGUGCAGGUGUGGUGCCUACUUUUCCCUCCCGGGGCGGAGCUGCACCAGGCUUGGGCAGUCUUCCUGCAGGGGAACUGGGAAGCUGGCGGAGCCCUGCGCCGCAGAGCCCGAUGGGGCGGGACGGGGUUUCCCGAAGAGCAGCCUAGAGUGCCCUCCCACAGACUCACCAACAGCUCCCCGUCACCCCUCCAGAGCGUGUUCCUCGCCUCUCUGAGGAGGACAGAGCCACCGGGACAUUCCGCUCCUACUGGAACCCACCUGUUAAUGUGCAGUCUUGCUCGCACUCUGGAUACUCUGAGAAGAGGGGAAUUUUCACCUACACCGGCGCCCGCAGUGACUACACUUGUCAUUCAGUGUAGUCACCGCCACAUUCUGGAAAGCCCCUUCGGUCACCAGCGGAGCGAGAGGCACCUGACUCACGAAGCACCUGUCCACCCCGGUCCCACCAUCACCUCGGAGGAGUCCAGGGACUCCGUGAACGAUUAUUCAGGCCACAAAGCGUCCUCCGUUUCUGAUGUAAAUUCUGACAUAGCUGCCCCCGUGGGCUUGGAUGGAUGGUCUGAGAACGCAGUGCAGGUAGCCUGUGGGUGCGGCCUGGGCAGGCUAAAGGCACACAGUGUCAGUUCUCCGGCUGAGAGUGACCGUCACGGAAUCGGACACCAAGCCCUUGCCAUUGGCAACGAAGGCACGCGGCGACUCGGCUCCGCCCCCGUUGCCAGGGCGACGCGACGCGCGCUUUGUGCUCCCGGCCCCGCCGCCCUCGGCGUCCCGCACCUGCUGGGCCGCGGAACUUUUCAAAUCUCCCGCCCGCAGCGCUGCGCGGUGUCCGACUGGGAGCCGCCGAGGCCGCCGCUCCCGCGCGCCGACAUGAAAGGAAACCGUGCUGAGAGAAGUGACAUGGAGCCUGAGGAAGUUCACCUGGGGGCCCGAGCAGUGAAAGCCGCUGGCGAUGAGAGGAUGAGCGCUUUUCUAUGUCGCACCAGGUGUCCCUCGGGAUGGUUCCCUGGAAUUGCCACCGCGGGGAGCAUCGCUAAAUUACAUCAAGGGACUCAGCGCAGCGGGUUCGUGGGGAGUGGCCUGAGGAGGAGCUUGACGAGUGCAAAGAUCCCACUCUACACGCUCUUGCUACCACGCUCUCCCUCCCGGAUGGUUAAAUACUGUAGAAAAGUCCCUGUCCAGCUUCAGAAUGGAUCCGGGAGCCUGAUUUCCUUGCCAGCAACAUAGAACGCAUCACACAGUAGAACUGAAGGUCCUGACACCUCUCUUCCGACGCCUGUUAUUUCCUGCCAGCUGCCUCCUUCAGGACAUGGGCUGCUUUGGGCAGCAAAUAGCCACUCUGCAGCAAAGGGAAAAGAGUCCUGUUGUUUGCUGGCCCUUUAACAACAGGACAGUCGUAAGUAUGUUAUCUUUCUCUCCCACAAAAGUAAGGCAGAAGGCCAAGAUCCUGGGCUCCAGCCCUUGGUCUCCUGGUUCACUCCAGGGUCAUAGCAAUGAGUGACAGGGCAGAGCUGCGUGCCCCGUGCCCACAAUCCCUAUUGGGCUGUCUGGGCAGAGAUCCCCACGACUGAACCUGGUUGCCCGCUGGACACAGGAUUAGAGCUGAGAACAAACUGCCUAUCCACCUGCCUGGCAAACUGCUUCCCAGAGGACCCCGGCCAGUCUUUCAGCAGGGCACCCCUGGAGGUUUCAUUUCCACGUGCACUACACUCAUUUGUCCACUCUCAGGGGUGCAAGAAGGUGGGAAACAGCCAGGUACUUAUGACAAGGUUCCAGCACCUGGAAAUAGGUCUUUGUGAUACAAACCCAGUGGAAGCAAUUUUCAAAACACCCCAAGGCUCCAAAGGCAGCUUGCAGUACAAUCUUUAUAAUACAUAAUAUUAGUAUAAA
This is a messenger RNA of Chinchilla lanigera (long-tailed chinchilla), 1965 nucleotides long. RefSeq lists its product as uncharacterized. The record is from RefSeq and is a predicted model, not a curated record. Lineage: Eukaryota; Metazoa; Chordata; Mammalia; Rodentia; Chinchillidae. The transcript has 7 exons. Bases 1 to 1302 code for a protein of 433 amino acids.